This is a messenger RNA of Nestor notabilis (Kea), 1314 nucleotides long. RefSeq names its product transmembrane protein 135 (gene TMEM135). The annotation marks the transcript as partial. The transcript has 9 exons. The record is from RefSeq and is a predicted model, not a curated record. NCBI's taxonomy places the organism in Eukaryota, Metazoa, Chordata, Aves, Psittaciformes, Psittacidae.
AUGCAAAGAUGGCUUGAAAGGAUUUACAUACUCUGCACUAAAGUUCCUUGUAGGUAAAGAAGAGAGGAAAGAAGAGAUCCCCACUCAUUCAUUUUCACCUGAAGCAGCCUUUUCAAAAAUAGAUAGAAAGAUAAAGCCCUGUGAAAAAGUAUCGCAGCCAAUGAACAUCCUGACUCUGACAAAAAAGCUCAUGGACAAAGUGUGCAAACAUGGCCCAAGGCACAGAUGCUGUAAACACUACGGAGAUAAUUGCAUCUCGUAUUGUAUUAAAGGCUUCAUUAGGAUGUUUAGCAUCGGUUACCUGAUCCAGUGUUGCCUUCGGAUUCCAUCCACCUUUCGGCAUCUGUUUACACAACCAUCCCGGCUACUUUCCCUCUUCUACAAUAAGGAAAACUUUCAGCUUGGAGCUUUUCUGGGAUCUUUCGUCAGUAUAUACAAGGGUACUAGUUGUUUCCUGCGCUGGGUACGAAACCUAGAUGAUGAGCUUCAUGCACUUGUGGCUGGAUGUCUAGCAGGAAUUUCCAUGAUGUUUUACAAAAGUACUACUAUCUCAAUGUAUCUGGCAUCCAAAUUAGUAGAGACUAUAUACUUCAAAGGCAUUGAAGCAGGAAAGGUUCCCUAUUUUCCUCAUGCAGACAGCGUCAUCUAUGCCAUUUCCACGUCAAUAUGCUUUCAGGCAGCUGUCAUGGAAGUUCAGAACCUGAGACCUUCGUACUGGAAGUUUCUUUUACGACUAACAAAGGGCAGGUUUGCUCUCAUGAACCGGAAAGUUUUAGAUGUAUUUGGUACUGAAGCAUCUAAGAACUUCAAGGAUUUCACACCUAAGCUUGACCCAAGACACACUGUUGUACCACCAGAGCUACCGUUAGAGCUGUCUUGAACACAAUAGUAUAUCUUGUCAUUGAAUGUGAUCAGCUUUUUGUCCUGAGAAGUUAAUUAACUUAACAGUCGUAUAUAUGGAGGAGGGCUUGGGCUCCACUUCAGUAUUAUUUCAAUGAGAAAUGCUUUUUACCAAUCAGAAGUACUGAAGCUUUGCAGGAAAGUGUGGCUUAAUGAUUAAGCCCCUUCCAUAAGCAGAAACUAUUUUUGGAUUACUGUAGUUGGUUGGCAGUCUGGUAGAUUCCUGAAUGAAUUAAACAAAUGAGUAACAUAUUUAGAGAAGUAAAGUAUAAAUUAUACAUAACAACUUCCAAAAAUUCUGUAGUUCGCACUAGUAAAACUAAAAGUAAUUCUUAAUUUAGAAAGGAAGACAGUUUGGCAUAGUUUAGGUCCAGAAUUUUACCUGAUCUUACAACUAUUGCAGUCAGGUGGAAA